AUGGUCAACCUUUCGGUGCCAAAGAAUUAUACAUUUUCUCCGUCUUCGGCUACACCGCAUUUGACAAUCAAUCAUGAUGUCGCUGCGGAUCUGGAUUCCAGCAAUGCCUUUGAAGGGCCCGAGAAGCUGCUAGAGGUGUGGUUUGCAUCCAGCCCCACGGCUUUGCCUGCCUCCGCUGCACCCAAUGGUUUGAAGAGUGUCCCUGCGGACACAUGGGUCAGCAUGUUGGACAUGGUCAACUGCAAAAUCUUGUCUGUUCUCGAGUCCGACGAUGUCGAUGCCUAUUUGCUCUCCGAGUCGAGCAUGUUUGUUUUCCCACACAAACUCAUUCUCAAGACCUGCGGAACAACUACCCUGCUUCUUGGCCUUCAGCGUUUGCUUCACAUUGCAGCUGUCAAUGCUGGAUUCCCCUUCCACAAUGCAAACUCGGUCAACGACGUGCGAGCUGCGGCUACGCCAUACCGCGUGUUUUACAGUCGCAAGAAUUUUUUGUUCCCUGACCAGCAGAAAGGGCCUCACCGGAGCUGGAAGCAGGAGGUUAAGUACUUGGAUGAUACGCUCGAAGGAGGUGGCAGCGCAUACAUGGUUGGCAAGAUGAACGGGGACCAUUGGUAUCUCUAUAUCACCUCACCAAACCAGACACUGACUCCUCCUCUCACUCCGGACUCGGAGAUCAAUUGUCAGCCAACUCCCGCCACCACGAUCUCCUCUGAUGGCGGCAGCUCUGCUGGUGGUUCCUACAGUCAGAAUGAUGAAACCCUAGAGAUUCUCAUGACCGAUCUUGAUCCUGAAAACGCCAAGCAGUUCUAUUUGUCACACGCGAGUGCGGUCGCGAGCGACAAGUUUGCUGCUGAGGCGAAAGACGCGCGCAAGAAGGCCCAAGACAGCCUUGGGUGCUUUGCCAACAGCCCUGAGGAAAUCGACGUGUUUGGACAUUGCGACGAUGGUGAUUUCGAAGCUGGCAAAGCCGAAGUUACUGAGGAGCUGACAACCGAAGGUCACGCGCUUGGCUCUGUCGUCUCCGAAAACUGUGGUUUGAACGAUGUUUAUCCCACCUCUGUUUAUCCUGAUGCUCGAGUGGACUCGUAUCUUUUCAGCCCCUGUGGAUUCUCUGCGAACGGCGUCGUUCCCGCUCCACCAUCUGGCGAAGGUGAAAAGCCUGGAGCAACGCACUACUUCACCGUGCACGUUACCCCUGAGCCAGGCUUCUCCUUUGCGUCGUUCGAAACCAAUGUCCCAGGUGGGCAAAAGGGUCGCAACACUGCCGAGAUUAUCGAGCACGUGGUCAACAUCUUCCGCCCUGGUCGAUUCAGCGUCACCUUGUUCGAGGCCAAGGGUCGCAGCGCCAACCCUUAUGGCAUGGGCGAUGGCACUUUCAAGAGCCUUUCUAUGCAGCGACUCGUUGAUCCUGUCCGCGGAUACCGCCGUGUGGACCGUAUUGUUCAUGAUUUUGAAGAUUAUGACCUCGUGUUUCGCUUCUAUGAGCGCGAGGACUGGCUGGGCGACAAGGCGGCCCGCGUUGGAGAGAUUGAUUGA
This is a messenger RNA of Pochonia chlamydosporia 170, 1536 nucleotides long. Its product is annotated as S-adenosylmethionine decarboxylase proenzyme. Gene Ontology annotation, cellular component: cytosol. The record is from RefSeq and is a predicted model, not a curated record. Gene Ontology annotation, molecular function: adenosylmethionine decarboxylase activity. Bases 1 to 1536 code for a protein of 511 amino acids. Gene Ontology annotation, biological process: spermine biosynthetic process; spermidine biosynthetic process. NCBI's taxonomy places the organism in Eukaryota, Fungi, Ascomycota, Sordariomycetes, Hypocreales, Clavicipitaceae. The transcript has a single exon.